Messenger RNA from Toxoplasma gondii ME49, 639 nucleotides. RefSeq lists its product as hypothetical. NCBI's taxonomy places the organism in Eukaryota, Apicomplexa, Conoidasida, Eucoccidiorida, Sarcocystidae. Bases 1 to 639 code for a protein of 212 amino acids. The record is from RefSeq and is a predicted model, not a curated record. The transcript has 5 exons.
AUGGCUUUCUCACGCGUCGUUCCUCAGUGCCCUUUUUCACCCCCCUUUGCGAACCUAGACUCCCGUAACUUUGGCCUGUCGUGCCCUUCCGAACCCCUCAACACGAAAAUCGCACCUCAGCGUAGGCAACUGCUCGCGUCGAAUGCGUCAAUCUGGCGUUCAACCUUCAGUUGCCUCCCUUUCAAAGGUUCCACGUUGCUUCACUCCCCACGCGCAGAGAAGUUACUUCCCCGCGAGGCGCGACAGCCAGGUAGUCACCCGCGAGCAUCGAACCGUUUCCUGCAAGACCUCUCGACCAACAUGGCGAGUCUCCUCCAGAGUCUUCACCGCCUCACCUUCUGGCUCGUCGGAGGAACGGACACGACACCACCCCCGGUUCCUGUGCCUGCCAAGUUCCAACCUCUCCUGGGAGAGGUUCUCGUGUUCCUGAACUUGCGCGGCACUGUGCCAAGCGACUGGACCCGCGAGCAGAUCAUGAGCUACGUGGACAGUUCAGUUACAGACAAGGAACUCCAGGCGCAUGCAAUCAAGUUUCUGAAGGAAACUGGCAGACUCCGUGCGGAUGCGAAGUUCACGACGACGAAGACGGUGUCAACGGAUGUCGGGGCAGCUACGGGAGACUUCGAGAGCGGCAUGUAG